AUUCGCUGACUGCCCAAGCGCGGGUGGCUGGAACACUGAAUUUGGGGAAGAACCUGCAGGGUGAUCCAGUCGCCUGCGCUUGUGGACACCGGCCAUGCCCGACACACACUGAGCGGACGUUGCCCGGGCGCAAGUCGCAUUAGCCAUGGGCAACUUCCAGCUGGAAGACUUCGCGGCGGGCUGGAUCGGAGGUGCAGCCAGUGUCAUUGUUGGCUACCCUCUGGACACAGUCAAGACUCGCCUGCAGGCUGGUGUUGGCUAUGGGAACACAUUCAACUGUAUCCGCAUGGUGUACAAGAGGGAGAGUGUGUUUGGCUUCUUCAAGGGCAUGUCCUUCCCCCUGGCCAGCGUUGCCGUCUACAACUCGGUGGUGUUCGGGGUCUUCAGUAACACGGAACGGUUCCUCAGCCGGCACCGCUGUGGGGAGCCUGAGACUGACCCUGGCCGAAGUCUGUCUGACCUCCUCCUGGCCAGCAUGGUGGCCGGUGUGAUCUCUGUUGGACUGGGCGGUCCCGUGGACCUCAUCAAGAUCCGACUGCAGAUGCAAACACAGCCGUUUCGUGAAGCCAACCAUGGGUUGAAGACCAGGGCAGUGGCUCUAGGGGAGCAGGCAGCAUACCAGGGACCAAUACACUGCAUCGCAACCAUUGUGCGGACCGAGGGCCUGGCAGGACUAUACCGGGGAGCCAGUGCCAUGCUGCUGAGGGACAUCCCAGGAUAUUGCCUCUACUUUAUUCCCUAUGUGUUCCUGAGUGAAUGGAUCACACCCGAGGCCUGCACAGGGCCCAGCCCCUAUGCUGUGUGGCUGGCAGGUGGCAUUGCAGGGGCGAUUUCCUGGGGGACAGCAACUCCGAUGGAUGUCGUGAAAAGUCGACUCCAAGCUGAUGGGGUCUAUUUAAACAGAUACAGCGGAGUCCUGGACUGCAUCUCCCAGAGUUACCGUCAAGAAGGCUUGAAGGUGUUUUUCAGGGGUCUCACUGUGAAUGCUGUGCGUGGCUUCCCCAUGAGUGCGGCCAUGUUCCUCGGGUAUGAGCUCUCCCUGAAGGCACUCCGCACCACCACACUGUGACAAGCCCAUGGUUGUAGGAAAAUAUAGAAACUACAGAAAGAACAUUGUACAACUUGCCACAGUCACCAUAGGGUCCAACCGGAGCCUCAGACCCAGAACCCACUUUGCAUGAUGUAGGUGCCUUCCUGCCUAAUGGCCCAGACCGCAUCUCACGCAGCUAAAUCUUAAAUACAAAAUGGCUUCGGUACCAAGACCUCGGGUCUGGAGUGGCUGGGCACUUGCCCUGGUUGUCAUACUGUGCCACUCUUUGCCACCCUGGGACUGGCUCUUUAAGGAGGAGGCUGGAGGAAGUUUCUAGAGAGCCAAGUCAGGACUGUCCUAGAUUUGGCAUUUGAGAACAAUAGCCGAGCCAGUUGGAAACUUUUCAUCCUGAAUGCCCUGUCUCUUGCAAAGGGCUUGGAAACCCAUCUCCUUAGAAAGAAGUCAUUAAGGGUGGCAGUGGGGAUAGGGAGUGGGAAGAGCAGGUCCCCUUAAGUGGGAAUGGGUGGUCCCAGCAGCUCUGUCUUGAACAGGCUUCGCUCGAGGUGUUUAACAUCCUGCUCUAACUAGGAGUCAUGAACACCGGGUCCUCUAGCAAGCCUGGGCUUUAACCUACAAAGGUUUGGAGCAGGCUACAAUCUAUGCAGCAGAAACGUGAACUCUUUGAAGAUAUGCACAGCAACGCCUCCCUUCUCGUUUAGACCCGAAUGGAGGAGAUGAUGUAUCUCAGAUUGCCCUAGAACACUGCAGACCCUAAGAAGUUGCGGGAUGGUGACUGUCUCCAGAGUCCUAGGCACAGGGGUCAAUGAAAAUUAUUUCCGAAUAUAUGCAUGGGAUGGAGGACACAUCUCCCCAGAGUCUCAAGGAGACAGCACCUUAAUUCUCAUCCAUCCCUUGUUCUGUUUUCUUCCAGGCUACUCAGAAUAGAGAUAUGAAACUCAGUGAGAACUGUGUGAGGUAGUUAUUUUGUCAUAGGGAUAAUUUGAGAGAAAGGGUCCUAGUCACUGGUGGGCAGUCGGUUCUUAGGUUUGUUCACGAGUCCUACUGUGUCAUCCUUCCCUGCCUUUCCAGAGUCCUGGUUCCAGAACCCUCCUAGAAUAGUGCCGUUCUAUGUUCUGCCCUGGCAUGCAUGCUCCAGACCCAGGAAGCCUACUUUCCAUUUGCAGGGAACUUCAUACCCAAAGAAAGGAGAUGCAUUCUUUCCAUGCUGCCUGGUUUGAACAUUCACAAAUUAUCUCAGACAGCUGUCCUGACUGGCCGCAGUGUGUUGGUGAUUACUACACCGUCUCUGUGGAACCCAAACCGUCUCCAUGUGGGUUGUCUGAGCCUGAAUCCUGCAGGCCACAACUCAAAAGAGAAUUCUUCACACCCCUUCUCUCUUCCCAGGGCAGACCAGGCCUCAUCCCAUGGCGGGCUGGUGCUGACCAUGCCUGUAGAACCAGCACCAGUGAGUUACUGGAAAGAAAAAAGACCCGGC
Molecule: messenger RNA, 2525 nt
Organism: Peromyscus leucopus (white-footed mouse)
Lineage: Eukaryota; Metazoa; Chordata; Mammalia; Rodentia; Cricetidae
Gene: Slc25a48
Product: solute carrier family 25 member 48
Exons: 8
Coding region: 146-1069 (307 amino acids)
Biological process (GO): transmembrane transport
Cellular component (GO): mitochondrion
Molecular function (GO): transmembrane transporter activity
Source: RefSeq, a predicted model, not a curated record